Pollicipes pollicipes is the source of this 1878-nucleotide messenger RNA. Its product is annotated as putative phospholipase B-like 2. Lineage: Eukaryota; Metazoa; Arthropoda; Thecostraca; Pollicipedomorpha; Pollicipedidae. Gene Ontology annotation, biological process: phospholipid catabolic process. Gene Ontology annotation, molecular function: glycerophospholipase activity. The record is from RefSeq and is a predicted model, not a curated record. The coding region runs from base 7 to 1701 and encodes 564 amino acids. The transcript has a single exon. Gene Ontology annotation, cellular component: extracellular region.
CCAGCGAUGCUGCGCUCGUCCGCCCUGCUGCUGGCGCUGGCCGCCGCCGCCGGCGCCGCCGUCAUCUCGGUGACGCACGACGCCGCCUCGGGCGAGUACACGGUGCAUGCGAAGGAGGCGGACGGCUGGGUGGUGCGCGCCAACUUCACCGACGAGCAGAACAGCACCGGCUGGGCGCGACUGGAGCUGGAGGGCCGGCCCAAUGAUGCGGCGCCCGACAGCGUCGUUGCGUUUGCCGCCGGCCUCGCCGAGGCGCACGCCUCCAGCGAGAUGAUCGCCGACUUCAUCUACAACGCGGUGGACAGCAUGUGCGCCAAACCGGGCGCGGCGGCCAAGUGCGAAGCCAUCGGCGAGUACUUCAGCGCCAACCUGGAGUGGACGCGCAAGCGGGUGAAGUCAGACAGCGCGCGCGACCCGUACUGGCGCCAGGUGGGUCUGGUCCUUAGCCAGCUGGACGGCCUGCAGCAGGGCAUCAGCGAGAAGAUCCCCGGCGCGUCCGACAUGGCCGCCGUCUGGAUCAACGCCAUCCCUGAGGCGAUGGACCUGAUAGUCGGCCUGCCACUGCGCGAGAAGGCGAAUGCUGCGGCGGAGGUGGCGGAGGCGAAGCCGGCAGCGGUGGAGGAGCCGCUCACCGCUGGCGACCACUGCUCAGUCCUCGUGAAGCUUCUGCCGGAGAACACCGACCUGCUGGUGGGACACGCCACCUGGGUCGACUACAGCUUCAUGUCGCGCAUGGUAAAGCGCAUCACGCUGCCUUACAGCGCCGGCGGAGCCAACAGCACGCAGAAGGUGGCGGCACAAACGGUGGCGUUCUCCGCCUUCCCGGGCAGCAUUGCGUCACUCGACGACUUCCACCUGACGUCGGCGGGUCUGGUGACGACCGAGACGUCGCUCGACAACAUCAACAAGGACCUGUGGCAGUUCCUGUCGUCGCGCAACAGCGUCAUGGAGUGGGUCCGCGCCACGGUAGCCAACCGGCUGGCCUCCUCCGGUCAGGAGUGGCACAACAACUUCUCGCGCCACAACAGCGGCACCUACAACAACCAGUGGAUGGUGGUCGACUACAAGCGAUUCCAGCCGGGCCAGGCGGGCACCAGUCCCGGUCUGCUCUGGGUCACCGAGCAGAUGCCGGGCCUCGUGGUGGGCGACGACGUGACGCAGGUGUUGGCGCACGACGGCUACUGGGCCAGCUACAACCAGCCGUACUUUCCCAUCAUCGACGAAAUCAGCGGCAACAAGAUGCUGCGCGGCGAGAAAGGCGACUACUACAGCUACGCGCAGAACCCGCGCGCGCAGCUCUUCCGGCGCGAUCACGUACUUGUGGAGGACGUGGCGUCGGCGCUGCUCCUGAUGCGCUACAACAACUUCACCGAAGACCCGCUGUCGGCCUGCAACUGCAGCACCGGCUUCUCGGCCGACAACGCCAUCGCGUCGCGCCGCGACCUCAACGACCCGGCCGGAGAGUACCCGCUGAAGCGGCUCAGCUUCCAGGCGUACGGCGCCAUCGACGCCAAGGUGACGUCGUCGGCGCUGGCCGAGCGACUCGAAUUCGUCGCCGAGGCGGGGCCGACGCACGACCAGCAGCCAGCGUUCCAGUGGAGCAGCAGCCCGUUCGCGGAGACGGUGCGGCACCGCGGCAUGCCCGACCGCUGGGAGUUCGCGCCCAUCGACGUCAAGUGGAGCUGGCAGGGAGACGCGUGAACCGCCGCCAGCACCGCGGAGCCGACUGAGUCUCACUGGCGUCGGCUGGCCGACCGGGUCGGUAGCGUUGUUGGCCCUCUGCUGGGGACGACGCAGUUGUUUUAUUUGUUGUAGUGGUGCCAGUCAGUCACUGUGCGGGACAAAGGAUGAUCGAAUACACGGACCAGCCAUCUUCGA